UAUAUGCGACUACAUAUAUGUACACAGUGUUAAACAACCGGCAGCGUCGUCCAUAUGAUAUUAAAAAAAAGUUGAGAAAACGUAUAGUUGAAAAUAAAACUCAUUACGCUGUUAAAAAAAUUAUUCAUACUAAAUAUUAUCAAAAUGUUGGAACAGUUGACCAAGUUAUAAAGGAGAGGAAAAUUUUUAAAAUUUUGGGUAAAAUGCCAAGUGCUGUACGAACAUCACUAUUAAAUAAUGGGUGGAUAGAGAAAAUGCCAGAAAAGACUAGAAGAGAUACACAGUUUUAUUCAUUGCAUGAAAACGUACAACGUGCCAAAGCUGUAUCGAACAAAUACGAAGCAGGUCUUUUAUGGUUAGACGACGAAAAUUACCAAAUUGACUGGACUAGACUCGAUCCCGAUACUAUAGUGAACAGGUUUCCAAGGAAUAAUAAUAUUUUUAAGUUAUGUAGCAAUUCUAUGGCCGUUGUAAGAUCCAACAUUUGUAACAUACCUGGACAAUUUGAUAAGUUUUAUCCGAGAACUUAUUCAACAGAUAUUAAAAAUGUAUCAAAUCAUAUUAUUCUCGAUUAUUGUAUCACUGCAUGUGUAUCUUUAUUGAAGCUAUUUAUCUCUAAAUUACAAAUUGAUAAAUCUACUGAAAAUGGAGAAGUUCCUUUAUCAUCCGUUCAAUUUGCUCUACGGGUAUGUCGAUUAAUAUUUGUUGAUAGGAAUCAAGUAGAUACUAUCUGUUAUAAGGAUUCUGAAUGGAAUUAUUUUUUUGAAAAUUACUACAAAGUUGCACAUUAUAACAAAAAUUUUAUUGUAUCUAAAAAGGACCAACAAAUUGCGAAUGAUUUGAAAUGCAACAUUGAGGUUUUAAUAGAUAAAAUUUCAGUAUUAAGCCCUCAAACCGUUAUUGAUGGUUUUAAAAACAUUUGGAUAGUUAAAUCAAAAUUUCAGUCAAAUAGAAAUCCAAUUUUAUUGAACAAAAUUGAAGAUAUAAUAUCAACAUGUGAAAAUUCCAAUAAUUGUGAUCAUGUUGUGCAAAAAUAUAUUGAGACACCAGCAUUAGCUAUUAAAACAAAAUUUAGCAUUAUUGUUUGGAUCAUAAUAUCUACAUUAAACAAUAAUUUCACUAUUUGGCUCUAUCAAAACUGCUGCAUUAGGUUUUGCUUACACGACUUUUCCUUGACAAAUUUUUCGUCUUUAUCUCAUUUUACUAAUCCUAAAUCAAAAUUAACAAUAAAUAGUGUAACACGUUUAUGUAGUUUAAAGAGGUUAAAUCAUGAACUGUAUGCUGUGAACAUAAACAAAAAAAUCGAUCACUUAACAUUAAUCCUAAAAAUUCGGCAAGCCAUAAUUACUUCAGUUACAGCUAGUUUCUACACGACAAACUGUAGACCCAAUUCUAUUGAAUUAUUUCAGACAUCGUUUAUUUUGGAUGAGAAUUUUAAUCCUUGGCUAAUAGAAAUUAAAUCAGAUCCUCGAUUGUCCCUAAAAUCACAUUCAUUGUCGUCUGUAGUCGAUGACCUAGAAAAAGGAUUUGCUAAAAUGAUAAUAGAAAAAUGCCAACAAACUAAAUUUGGUCUCUUCAAUCUAAUUUAUGAAGACUCCAUGUCUCAAAAUUAUAAACCAUGUAAAAUGAUAUAUGAAAAAAUACCUAUCAUGAAGCACAUAAAAAAUAAAAGAGAUAUAUCUCAAAAAGAGCAAGUUCAGCAGUGUAAUGGUUGGGAUAAUUUUGAGUUGGUCGGUGGAACGUAUAUUGAACAAAUACAAGUAAAUGAAGAAAAUAAUAAUGAAUUACAAACUGAGAAGUUUAAAUACAAUUUUAAAUUAUUAAAUAAGAUAGAUAUUUUAGAAUCCAAACUAAUAAAACAAUUUUGGCUUAGCAAUCUUCAAAAUGCAAUGAAACGACUCAACAGUAAGUCAAAGAUUAAUGAAAAUGAAGCUAUUGUUUGCUUAUCUUUACUUGAAAAGUGGAAGGAAAGAGUUCGAUCAGUUCAAAAUUUUUAUAAAAAAAUCUUGAUAAAGACUAACACACAAGAAAAUUAAUCUUUAAAUUUUUUUUUUUUUUCUAAAAUUCAUUUACAUAAUUGUUACAAGUUUUAAAUUAAUUAAAAUCACGAUAUUAUUAUUACUA
Molecule: messenger RNA, 2124 nt
Organism: Daktulosphaira vitifoliae (grape phylloxera)
Lineage: Eukaryota; Metazoa; Arthropoda; Insecta; Hemiptera; Phylloxeridae
Product: protein monoglycylase TTLL8-like
Exons: 4
Coding region: 18-2036 (672 amino acids)
Biological process (GO): protein polyglycylation; cilium assembly; cilium movement
Cellular component (GO): cilium
Molecular function (GO): protein-glycine ligase activity, initiating
Source: RefSeq, a predicted model, not a curated record